Messenger RNA from Microsporum canis CBS 113480, 5073 nucleotides. RefSeq names its product pathway-specific nitrogen regulator. Gene Ontology annotation, molecular function: zinc ion binding; DNA binding. Gene Ontology annotation, biological process: DNA-templated transcription. The transcript has 10 exons. Bases 1 to 5073 code for a protein of 1690 amino acids. The record is from RefSeq and is a predicted model, not a curated record. Lineage: Eukaryota; Fungi; Ascomycota; Eurotiomycetes; Onygenales; Arthrodermataceae.
AUGUCGAAAGCGGAAGAGCCGGUGCUCUGCGAGCCUACGAAUGCCCAGUCGGCCGCAUCCUCCUCCAACACCGCCCGGCCAGCACCACAGCCAGACGUAAAGGAAAAGGGAAAUACCGAGACGUCGGCCGGCCAGAAGCAGAGGAGUGAGCCGGAAGUGCUUGGGCGCAGCGUUUCAGGUCCCGGCACAGAGACUCGCGAGCAGAAGCUGGUAGCUGAUGCAGCCGAGCGAGCGCAAGAAGCUCGCCGGGAGAUACAUGUGGAGGACGUUGCGCCUGUGAUCAAUAGUCCAGAGAGCACUCGAUCUGCCCUCAUUUCGAGCCACCGGACUCAUGUCCCUUACUUUAGGUAUUUUGGGCCGACAGCCAUCGUCCCCGGAUAUAAGCAGAUGGUAUGGUCGCUACCCCCGAGGGAAUGGAGAUCUAGUUUAUUAACGAGCGGCAUACUUCAGGUUGUUCGGGUUCGAGAAACACGCAAGAGCAAUCCUUCUCUCUCAAACGGCUGCAGCUUUCCCUUCCUGCAGCGAGAUAGAUUCCUUCGUAGCCUGAAAGAAAAGCAGCUUGCAGCCAUACUAGUAGAUGCAGUGUGCGCCCUGGCAGCAAGAUUCUCUCUUCAUCCUUUACUAUCCGCUGGACCGUCAGACGAGGCCACAUAUCCUCACCAUGGACAAGCUUUUGCUCACCGUGCAAUGUGCGCCGUUGUCGAUGCACUUGCUUGUCCAACCUUGGCCGUAGUCCAGGCCUGCCUGCUCCUUGCCUAUGAAGAAUUCGGGUCGAACCAUGACAGCGGCCUCUGGAUGUAUCUCGGGAUAUCGAUCAGGAUGGCACAGGACCUUGGGAUCCAGAAGCUUGAUGGCAUGAAGUUCAGAUAUGGCUGUGUUGGCCUAACUCCCAAGGCCGUCAUAGCCGGGCAGAUGGUUGAUCCUGAAGCCUCUGCUUCUUCCGCCGAUAGAAAAGAUGAGCCUGGCACCGAGAGCGGUUCUGACAAAGAGUCUGUCGAGAUAGAACGAGCAAAGGAGAGAGAAAAGGUCGACUUGUUCUGGAGCAUCUUCUUUCUCGACAGGGUGAUAUCUUCUGGUACUGGGAGACCAGUGACUCUCCGCGACGAUGAUAUCGAAAUACAUUUCCCGCUGGACUCUGAAUCGAUUCUCCAUAACGGCUGGCCGUCGCCGUAUCCUCCCUUGAUGAGAAUCAUACAUCUUUACGGACGGAUGACAGAUUUGUUGAACUCGAUCAAAGAAGUCAAUCAUGUCACUCCAGACGUCCUUCGCCGUUUAGCAGGAAUGGAAAGUGAUCUAACAGGCAUAUAUCAAAAGUUGUCUCCCAAACUACACUUCAAUGUUGUCAAUUUCCAGACAUAUGUGAAGGCCGGUCAGGGGACUAAUUUCAUCCUGCUACAUUUCUGGUUUCACACCCUCAUCGUGCUCCUCCAUCAGCCAACACUAUUGCAUUCAUUUAGCGGCAAGAUACAACAGUUGUUUUCAAACAGCCGAGAACUGUCUAUAUCCUCUGCAAAAACAAUUGCCGAUAUCCUUGCCUUUGCAGAACUGAUUGAUGUUAAAAGCUUUACCGGAAACCCGUUCACCAGCCAGCCCAUUUACAUUGCAGCCUGUGCAUUUCUGAUGGAGAGCGCUUUCUAUUCUCUUCCUUCGUCUAGGGCUGAAAGUCCGCCAUCAAAGGCUGGACCUCCAAACCAACUAUCCAAACCUCCUGUUUCUCAAGCUGAGCGCCCUACAGGUUCCGAACGUGAUUCAAAUCCUAAACACUCUCUUCUAGCAGCCGCUGCAAAGGAGAACUACCAGCGGUGUUACAAGGCCCUCCAGUCUUUAGAAAAGUCCUGGGCGGAUCAAAAAUCUAAAGGAAUAUGGGACCCGCUACUCUAUACGGAAGAGGAAAUGGAGAGCGCUGCUGACGUUGAUACAUCUCUGGCUUUGGCAUGGAAAAAGUCAGUCGCUCAGCAGGCUCGUAAUGAAACUAUUGGUUGGUCGUUAACCGGCGCUACCAACUCAUCUCAACCGAACCUUAGUUUUUUAUAUCAACUCCAAACUACUUCAGCCGACACGCCUACACAAACUGUCCAGUUCCAACCCUCCUUUGAACACUCCCCCACAUCUAACCUACAGCCGAUGCAUCCCUUCCAGAGCCGUGAGACUCCGAGCCAACCAAGAAGAACCGCCCAACUAUCUCCCCCGGCCCAACGAAACACCCUCUCACCCCCUUAUUCACAUCUUCAAACUGACCGUCCGUCUCCCUCAAACACAAGCAUCAGUCUAACGCACAGUCCGGGGUUGACUGGUCCAUCCGCAUCCCUGGCUCGCUCUCAGCACUCCGUAUCACCCAGCGCGCCAUUGCCGCGAGGCAACAACGCGCAGUAUAACUUCCACGGUCCAUCUCCAUCUGGUAACCAAGCCAUGGCCGUGUUGGACAAUACACAUAUUCCCGGGUACGACAACGUGCCCCUGAAUGCUCAGAACCUCACCAUCGAAAGUCAGGAUAUUGAUGUGAAUACCCUUCAGGAUCAGUCGAAUUUCCCAUUUGCAUUUGAAGGUGGAUUCAUGCCUUGGCUAGAAUAUCUACCUGAAGAUACCUUCACGUCGCACGAAUUUGCGGUCGAGAGAUACUUGCACAGCUCCCAGUUGGCCAUGAGCAUCCCACAGACACCUGGGGACAAGACGGGGAUAGGCGCAGGAACGGAUAGCAGCCCUACGACCGAUGCUCUACAGCCUCCAGUGGAGCUCAAGGAAAAGCACAAAUCCUGGGACGAGGGCAGUAAUUCAAUGGACGAUGCGGAUGCAGGACCAGAGCCGCAUGGGCAGGGCGCCAACGGGCAUGCGGAAGGCAAUGCGGAGUAUAGAUACAGUCCUUCAUCUACAUCACAACCUAGAUCAAGAGGAAGUUCUGGGGAUACGGAGUACGGUGAGGGAGAAAUAGAAGAUUUCCCUUACGAUGACGAAUUCGAAGACGAGGACAAAUCGUUCGUCAGCGAUCUAAGAGGCGGUGGAAAGGGUAUCCGAUCAGCUCGCACUUCAAUCUCUUCUCUGCCUGGGUCUGUUGUCGUAUAUCCCAACGGCAAACCAAAAGGAAACGCGCAAUUCCAACGAGGAGACUUUCGACAAAGCAUUGAUACUCUCGAUAGAAACCCCACGGAUAGCCCAUUUUGUGGUAACAGGAUGGGUGACGAAGACUACUAUGAUAACGGAGGCAUAGAUGAUGGGAAUUUCUUUUCAUCACCUGUUCCAAGGAAUGGUCAUAUGGGUGGUCACUCGCAUAGAUCUUCAAGAAUGUCAGAUAUCUCGUUCCGGUCAAGCCCCAUGUCUCCAGAUCAACGAUCAUACCAUACCAGUCCACCCCAGGCAAUUCAGCCAAGCAAGGAGUAUGCGCUCGUAUUACUCCAUUGCACCCUGCUCCCACCCUCUUUUCCUCUCUCGCUUCCUCCAGGAUCACCUCUGCCAAGUAAGGAGUUACUUCGAGAGAUUUUACCUGAUGCCUACUGGACGAGAUGGAAAUUGCUGGAGGAGAAGAUCGGUACUACAGGAAUUCUACGUGACAGAGGCAUUCUCAUAUCCCACCCUCAGGAAGCUUAUGAUUUGCUGGAGGAGCGAUUGUUAGAGACUUUGAGCCUGACUCGACCCAGGCUUGCAUAUGGCCAUUUCAUUGGAGGAGAUGAUACUGAUGAAGAUGAAGAUGAACAAACUACUGACGACGAUGAUGAAAAUAAUGAUGAAAAAGGCGGCUGCGUGAAAAAGAAGUGUCAGGAUUGCGGCCAGAGGGUUGUCAAUAAUCGGGAUGGCCUUGAGAAGAAGUGGGAGGUCCGAGUCUAUGCAGCAAACGGACUCAUGGGACAAGGUGCCUGGGCAGCUGCUUGGAAGGAAAUGGAAAAGGUCGAUGUGGAAGUUGGACUAUGUUUGCCAGCCAAGUUGAAGAAUGAGUUGGAGCAAAGGCUGGUUCAGGAGCAAGCAUUGAGAAGGGAACGCAUGACGGAAGACGCUAUGUCAGUGGAAAAUUCCCAUCCAACAACUAAAGCACCUGUGAAUCCUCCUGGUCGCCCUCAAUCGCAAAUUGAUGGACUAGAUGAGCCUCCUCGGGAGAAGGCAGCUGUCAAAGUGCCAAUUCGCAAGGGAGAGCGUCCAGCUCUUACUACCACCCCAACGCAAUACUCUAGGGAUGAUAUCAACCUUUUGAAAGCACUUUAUAAUUAUAUACGAAUAGUGUGUCAAGGGAAUCAACUCCUGAUAGUGACCAUCCUUCUCGUCUUGCUUGCCCUUCUCACACCGUCACCAUACAGCUUUUUCGGACGUUUAUCCUCGGAUAUAAACUCCUCACGGCCAGACCCCUUCUUGUCUGCUCAGCCCUCAAUUAUACCAGUACCCAGUAGUCAUAUGACGAUUGUGUCUCAGCCGCCUAUUAACUCAAUCGAUGUUGUGCAGAGCUCCUCACCGGAAAUCCAGCACGUCUCAACGGUAUCAUACGCUCUGUCAAGCUCGGUAGAAACUGCACCAAGCCUAUUGGGCCCUCAACCUUUAUACCCCGGAUCCCAGGAAGACGAAAAAGUGUCAACCCAGUUGGAAUCCUCGCUUCAUGACGAGCCGCUAUCACAGACCCAGUCAACUCUCCCGGCUUCGUGUUAUGAACAACAAGAGGAUCUGACGAUAUCUGCACAGUCAGAGUCACCAACUUUCCUGGCUCCUCCAGCUCUGUCAGAUGCCCCGGCACCCAUAGUUCAAUCAUCUCCUCUACCAUCCCCAAGUCGUUCCUCUUAUGCAGCUUUGUCUGCCUCGUCCGCCUUACCGCCUAUCGAGUGCGGAGAACGUCCUGCAGAAGACCCAGAGUAUAUACCCUCCCCAAUGUCUCAGGUCCAUACACCUGCUUCCUCAAGUGCAGCAGCGCCAGGUAUCGGAGUUGCAAGCGAGGAAUUACAUGAAUCCGCAUCGACACCACCAUCUAUUUCCCGUUCUCCUUGCCCAACCCCAACUUCCGCCGCAAUGGGAGAGGAAACCGAGUUGUUACUCGGAUUGGUCUCUGAAGAGGAGAAUGUUCAGGCCCUUGAUGCGGGUUCUAAGCCUUCUACAGAAUAG